UUUCACAAUCCAGUAUAUCGUUAUAUGUAGACAGAGCUGAACGUAUGUAAAGACUAUUUGGCUGAGAUAUUGGAUAUGGGACUGUUGAAACUGUUCUGUGAGGUUAUCCUCUUCGCUGUGUUGUUAAAAAUACAGACUGUUCACAACCAGGUCAUCGAUAAGGAGGAUAGGAUUCUGAUUGAUCCUACAACGAACAACCAGCUCGACAACGUCAGAAAUUUAACACACCUUCCCAAUUGUACAGAUGAGGAUGUGUGUCGUUGUUAUAUCUCAAGCGAUAAUACUCUUGUGGCCGACUGUUCUUACUUAAAUAUCGAACUCGUUCCUCGAUUUCAUCGCAACGUUUCUGUUAUCCAUCUACAGGGGAACAAACUUAGGACUUUUUCUGGAGAAGGUAUUCCGGACACGGUUACGUAUCUCGACCUCUCAGGAAACAGAUUAAACUCUUUCAUCGAAUUUCCUUUCAAGGAUAUGAAACAAUUGGAAUAUCUAUGUUUAAACAAUAAUACUCUGCAGUAUACUAAGGAAGUAUUUCAUGAUAACAUUUUCCAGGGAUUGACUAGCUUAAAGCAUUUGAAUAUAAAACAGAAUAAUAUAAAAUUUGCCCUGCGGAAUUUGCACUUUCCAGUUGGCCUUUCUAAAUUGGAAAACCUUGAAACCCUGCUCUUGGACGGUGUUGAUAUGACUGGUUUUGAGGAAUGUUUUGAGUCAUUGACUAGCUUAAACACUCUUGAUUUAUCUGGCAAAACAGGGGUUUGUCACUUAGGCAUAUUGAGAUCCAAUUUCUUUCAAAAUAUUUCUAACUUGGUGAAUUUAGAUAUUUCAGGCUGCAACAUUCAUAAAAUUGAAGUAGGGACCUUUCGCAUUUUGAAAUCUCUUCACACACUUAAUAUUUCAUCAAAUGAAUGUCUUACUUUUGGGGUACUUGGAAAUGUCACACAUGAUCUGCAAUACACGUCCAUUCGUGUCCUUGACAUUAGUCGCUUACAUUGUACGUUUGGACCCAGCACAGUUAUACACAGACAUGAUAUUGAACAUCUUCUGAACACUAACUUGACGCAUUUGUACGUGGACAGUAAUCGGAUGGCUAUGCUUGAUACUGGUGUCGCAAGGACACUUCCGAGAAAUCUAAAGUUUUUAUCUGUAGCAGAUAAUAACUUGUCUUUCGGACUUUAUUAUGUAGAACUGAUAUCUGAGUUGCCAAAUAUCGAAAUAGUGCGAGCGGACCAUGAGGGGAGUCCUCACAACUUAGAGACUGGCAGUAGCGACUGUAACGAUUGGCGUGCUCCGCCGCCAUCAUCGGAACUUUCAUUUAGUGGAUCGAGUGAAUUACUCGAUUGUAACAGAAAUCCUCUUCGAAAGCUAGAUCACAACAGUAAGAUUUUAACAAAAUUUUCUUUUCCUGUUUCCUUAAGGGAGUUUUACUACAGCCAUAAUGCAAUGGAUUUUGAAAUUGGAUCACUAGUUUUUGGAGAAAAUAAUUUAGAAAUUUUAGAUCUUAGUAAUAAUCUUUUCCAUUCAUGGAGAGGACCUUUGACCAAUUUACGGCAACUAAAAUAUGUCGAUUUAUCUCAUAACUACUGUACUUAUAUGUCUGAAUACCUUUUUUCUGUCGAUAACAUUGUCAAAACUUUGUUGAUUCAAAAUAACUUGUUGGGACUGGUUCUUAAUAAAGAAAACAAUAGAAAUAUAUUCAAGAAUUUUACAAAUUUAGAACUUCUCGAUCUUUCUACAAAUCAUAUAUAUACUUUACCGACAUUUAUUUUCAAACACCAAUACAAACUUCAAACAUUAAAUCUCAGCAACAACGCCUUAAGUCUGUUUAGCUUGGACUUGUCAAGUAUGAAACAAUUGAGGCAUGUUGACCUGGCACACAAUCAAAUAAGGUCAAUCCCACCCGACCAGCAGAGCCAGAUAGUAGAAUUAAUGGGUAACAAUGUGAUGAUUAAUUUGGAGGGGAACCGCUUGGACUGCUCAUGUGCAGAACUGCAGUUUCUCAAAUGGAUAUCUAAAAAUAGAGACCUUUUUGUGAAUUUUUAUUCGUACGAAUGUUUAUUCUCUAAUGGAACACAAGUGCCUUUUUCAAACUUUGAUGUGACUUUGAUGGAAAUAACGAAGUCAUGUGACAGUUAUAUAGGUAUCAUAGCGGUGUUUGCAUCAAUGAUUCUGUUGUCGGUUUCUCUGACCAUUUCCGGUAUCGUCUACCGCUAUAGAUGGAAACUACGGUACCUGUUUUACAUGGCAAAGACCAGGUACAGAGGAUACACACCUGUCACUAAUGCAGAGGACGACGACGAUUUCAUGUACGACGCAUUUAUAUCAUAUAGUUCAGAUGAUUUGGAAUUUGUCAAAAACGAUGUGCUUAACAACUUGGAGGAUCAACAAGGGUUGCGGCUGUGUCUUCACCAACGAGACUUUCUCCCCGGCGAGGAGAUAGCCCAAAACAUCACCAAUGCAAUUCAUCAAAGUCGGAAAACCGUGGUCCUGCUAUCUCGCAACUACCUUGAUUCUUAUUGGUGUAUGUACGAAUUAAACAUGGCUCGAAUGGAGAGUAUAUAUUCUAGGGGAGGCAACUCUGUUCUGCUGCUGGUUUUCUAUGAAGAAAUCCCUGCCAAAGACUUACCCCUUACGUUAUUGGAUCUGAUAGAAAGUGACAGUUACAUUGAGUAUCCCGAUGAAGACAUCCAUGGUAAAGUUGUUUUCUGGAAUAAACUGGCCACAUCGAUUUCCCCGCAGGUAAAAACUUCCGUAUAAGGAUAUUUCAGGGCGGAGUCUAUAGUCUAUAAGAUCUCAUCGUACAUUUUGUUGAAUAACAAAAUUCUCAUAAAAGUGAUUUUUAACAUUUA
Pecten maximus is the source of this 2846-nucleotide messenger RNA. Its product is annotated as toll-like receptor 4. Lineage: Eukaryota; Metazoa; Mollusca; Bivalvia; Pectinida; Pectinidae. The coding region runs from base 76 to 2754 and encodes 892 amino acids. Gene Ontology annotation, biological process: toll-like receptor signaling pathway; immune response. Gene Ontology annotation, molecular function: protein binding; transmembrane signaling receptor activity. Gene Ontology annotation, cellular component: membrane. The transcript is spliced from 3 exons. The record is from RefSeq and is a predicted model, not a curated record.